This is a messenger RNA of Helobdella robusta, 537 nucleotides long. RefSeq lists its product as hypothetical. The record is from RefSeq and is a predicted model, not a curated record. The transcript has 3 exons. Bases 1 to 537 code for a protein of 178 amino acids. Lineage: Eukaryota; Metazoa; Annelida; Clitellata; Rhynchobdellida; Glossiphoniidae.
AUGAUCACCAAUGUUCAAAAUGAAGAGCGAGCUGAGUGGGCAAAAAAUGUUCAAGUGUUCACACACCAUCAUGCAAGGAGCAUUAGCAGAACGUUCAGUCCUGAAAUGUUGAAAAAGACUAUAAACCAAAAGGCAUUUUACAACAACAUCAAGCUCGGUUACUGUUUGUUAAACAGCAGCCUGCACGAGUACACAACGCCUUUACUCAAAUUCAUACAUUCAGAUGACGCCAAAAAUGUUAUUCUACAGAAACAGCUCUCCUUCAUGUUCACGACCAACUUGCUAACAUAUGUGGAAGCCAAAAUUGUGCUGUCGUGGUCAGCCUGGAUUUUUCAGCAGCUUUUGACACCAUUUAUCAUCAGAUGCUUAUUGACAGAUUUAAGGCAGAAUAUGGCAUCACGAAAUCUGCUUUAUCUUGGUUUCACUCUUAUCUUUCUAAUCGUUCUCAAUAUAUUAAAAUUGGCUACCACUCUUUUUCUAGCUUCACCUUAUCAACUGAAACUUCCCAAGGGUCUGUCCCAUUCUUUACACUACUAA